Messenger RNA from Echinostoma caproni, 306 nucleotides. Lineage: Eukaryota; Metazoa; Platyhelminthes; Trematoda; Plagiorchiida; Echinostomatidae. The record is from the annotation of a GenBank genome assembly.
AUGAUGUGGAAACGAGGCAUUUGUUCCGAAUCCCUUACCGUUGUACGGUUCCAAUCUCAAGGCCCUGGCGCGAAUCGGAUUGUUCAUCAGUUGUUUUGCGGUCCCGGAAUUGGUAAAUCGGAUUUGGUGAAAAUGACAGAAUCUGCUCAAUCGGACACGACUAGUGAUAGCGAUUUUGAUGAACAGGAUCUGACGGUGGAGGAUGAGGACGAGGAUAGUAUUGCUCCGGAGGAAGACGUGGCGGACGAAGAAGAAGUGAAUAGUUUGGUCAAAGUGAGUUCUUUUUUCAUUAUUUUUACUUGCUGA